AUGAGCACCGCAGCACCAUACGCGGAGUCUACAGAGGAGAAGGCCACCCACCUCUCGGAGGUUGAGACCGACGGUGACAGGGCCGGCACUUCAAUUGCUGCCCAGCUCAAGACAUGGCACCCUAGCCGUGGCCACAAGAGCAUCGCCGCCUCCCUCUUCCCCACCUUCUCGUUCGACAAGGGCAUCGACCCCACCACUGGUGGUCCCCUCACUAAGAACCCCAUCAAGCUCCUCCGUGGCAUGAGCCCCAUGGGCUGGGCCAUGUUCUUUUCGGGUUGGUUCUGCUGGACCUGUGACGGUUACGACUACUUUGCCGUGUCGCUCACGACCAAGGAGCUCGCCGCCCAGUUCGGCAAGGACACGGCGGACAUUACCCUGGCCAUCACCCUCACCCUCCUCUUCCGUUCGCUUGGCGCAGUUAUCUUUGGUCUCCUUGCCGACCGCUACGGUCGCAAGUGGACUCUGGUCAUCAACACCCUCCUCAUCUGUGUCUUUGAGCUCGGCUCGGGUUUCGCCAACACCUACGCGCAGUUCCUCGGUAUCCGUGCCAUGUUCGGUAUCGUCAUGGGCGGAAUUUGGGGACAAGCCGCCGCCACCGGUCUUGAAAACGCCCCCGUCCACAUGCGUGGCUUCCUGUCGGGCGUUCUGCAGCAGGGUUACGCCGUCGGAUACCUCCUUGCGGCCGUCAUCAACCUCACCGUCGUCCAGUACUCGCCCUACACCUGGCGCUCGCUCUACUUCAUCGGUGCCGGCUUCUCGCUUGCGGCCGCAAUUGUCCGUGCCCUCCUCCCCGAGUCGCAGCAGUUCAUCCUUGCUCGCGAGGAGGCCAAGGCUAGCGGUGUGAGCGGCAAGGCGGCCACCAAGGCGUUUGGCCACGAGAUCAAGCAGAUGCUCAAGACCAACUGGAUGCGCUGCAUCUGGGCUAUCAUGAUCAUGACUGGUUUCAACUUCUUCUCGCACGGCUCGCAGGACCUCUACCCCACCUACCUCCAGACUACCAAGUUCCUCACGGCCAAGCAGGCUUCCAAGGUCACCAUCAUCUCCAACGUCGGUGCUAUUGUCGGCGGUACAUUCGGCGGCUACAUCAGCCAGUACAUGGGACGUCGUGCUGCCAUCCUCAUGGGUCUCGUUUGGACCGCCUGCUGGAUCCCUCUUUGGAUCCUCCCCAAGUCGUUUGCUGGCCUCGCUGCGGGCGGAUUCUGGCUGCAGAGCGGCGUUCAGGGAUGCUGGGGUAUUGUUCCCAUCUACCUCGCCGAGAUUUCGCCUCCUGCCUUCCGUGCCUCGUUCGGCGGUCUCGCGUACCAGCUCGGUAACAUGGCUUCUGCCGGUUCUGCCCAGAUCGAGGCUACUGCCGGCAAGACGCUCAAGCUCAAGGGUAUCACCGACAAGACCGGUGCUGCCAUCCCCGACUAUGCCGCCAUCAUGGGUAUUCUGAUCGGCUGCGUUAUUGCCUGGAUGCUUGUCUGGACCAUUCUUGGCCCCGACGCCGACGGAUCCCACUUCGAGCAGGCCAAGGUUGCGUUCCAGUCUGGUGCCGGUGAGACCACCACCACUGCCCUCGUCGAGAAGCACGACCGGGAGCACGUCGAGAACCUGCCGGAGGUUCGUCGCAGCACCGACCAGCAGCACACAAUUGCUUAG
Molecule: messenger RNA, 1641 nt
Organism: Apiotrichum porosum
Lineage: Eukaryota; Fungi; Basidiomycota; Tremellomycetes; Trichosporonales; Trichosporonaceae
Exons: 4
Coding region: 1-1641 (546 amino acids)
Biological process (GO): plasma membrane lactate transport
Cellular component (GO): plasma membrane
Molecular function (GO): secondary active monocarboxylate transmembrane transporter activity
Source: RefSeq, a predicted model, not a curated record